Messenger RNA from Daktulosphaira vitifoliae (grape phylloxera), 1844 nucleotides. RefSeq lists its product as uncharacterized. The record is from RefSeq and is a predicted model, not a curated record. The transcript is spliced from 2 exons. NCBI's taxonomy places the organism in Eukaryota, Metazoa, Arthropoda, Insecta, Hemiptera, Phylloxeridae. Bases 81 to 1448 code for a protein of 455 amino acids.
AACUGGACCACACCUGUGCACCAGCAUCAGUCGAUCGAUCUCAACUGCGAGUCGAACAACACUGGGAAAACCUCGAAAACAUGAAGGGGAUAUUUUAUUGCUCGUUGUGCGUUUUCGCCGUAUGGGCAUGUGCCGUCGGGGCAGACGAACCUGCCAAACCGGCAGCCGAAACCAAGAGUACCGCUGCGGUGGUCACCGACGACAAGAAGAACAGCAAGAGGGGUCUGUUCGACUUGGGCUACGGUUACGGAUCCGAUUUUGGUUACGAGUCCGAAUACAGCGGAGACUAUCACCAUCAGCACUACGAUCACAGCAAGGUGUUGUCCAAAACCAUCAUCAAAGAAGUAGCUCAACCGUACCCCGUCGAAGUCGAAAAGCACGUUCCGUACCCAGUCAAAGUGCACGUGCCCGUCGACAGACCUUAUCCGGUUCAUGUGCCAAAACCGUACCCGGUGCACGUUGAAAAGCCAGUUCCGUACGAAGUCAAAGUUAAGGUGCCUCAACCGUACACCGUGUACAAACACGUGCCGUAUCCAGUCAAAGUGCCCGUCGAUAGACCCUACGAAGUUCAUGUGCCCAAACCUUACCCAGUGGUCGUAGAGAAACACGUUCCGUACGAAGUCAAAAAACACGUCCCGUAUCCAGUCAAAGUUCCAGUAGACAGACCUUACACCGUUCACGUGCCCGUAGAAAAGCACGUGCCUUAUCCAGUAGAAAAACCUGUACCUUAUCCGGUCAAAGUUCCAGUCGACCGUCCAUACCCAGUCACUGUGGAGAAACACGUGCCCUAUCCAGUAGAAAAGCCGGUACCAUAUCCAGUAGAAAAGCCUGUGCCUUACCCAGUUAAAGUUCCCGUGAAAGUUCCAGUUCCAGUACCAUAUGAAGAACACGUCAAAGUCGCUGUACCCGUCGACAGGCCAUACCCCGUCCAUGUGCCAAAACCAUACCCAGUUCAUGUCGAGAAACCAGUGCCUUAUCCAGUCAAAGUAGCAGUCCCACAUCCAUACCCAGUCGUCAAAGAAGUGCCUUACCCAGUUAAGGUGCCCGUUGACAGGCCAUACCCAGUUCACGUACCAAAACCGUACCCAGUAUACGUCGAAAAACACGUGCCUUACCCAGUCGAAAAACACAUUCCAUACCCAGUCAAAGUUCCAGUCGACAGACCAUACCCAGUGCACGUACCAGUCGAAAAACACAUUCCUUAUCCAGUAGAAAAGCCAGUGCCUUACCCAGUCAAAGUGCCAGUCGACCGUCCAUACCCAGUACCAGUAGAAAAACACAUCCCAUACCCAGUAGAGAAACCAGUACCGUACCCAGUCGAGAAGCCUGUGCCUUACCCAGUUAAAGUUCCAGUGAAAAUCGCUGUCCCAGUGCCAGUGCCAGUAAAACACUACGACCAUCAUGAACAUCAUCAUCAUGACGAAUACGAACACGACAGUGGUUAUUAGACCAGCUCAAAUCCCAAAAGUUACCAGAUUUUAACCUAUAGGUUACCUAUUCUAUGUUAAGUACGUUUUUUUUUUUUUACAUUUUAUUUGUGUGUAAAUAAUUAUAUAAUUUUUCUACUGCGCGAAAAAUCAAAAUUAAUAUUAUCUAAAAAUGUCGAAGCUAAAAAUCAUAUUAAUUUUACUUGCUUCGAUUGUUACCAAAAAUAAUCGUUUUUAAACGACUUCGAAUAAAGUUUUUUUUAUGUAAAUACUCUUUGUCUUUCUUUUUUUUUUUUUUGCAUCAUUUUGUAUAAUUUCAUAUCAUUGCUUUGUUUCAAACAAUACAAACAAAAAUUGUCAUGUUAACAAUGUGAGGCAAAGAAUUAUUAUGAUACAAAUAAAGUUUUUUAACCAUGU